GCGGCGGGCGCAGCAUGAGGCGGGUGACGCUGUUCGUCAACGGCAGCGCCCGCAACGGGAAGGUCGUGGCUGUGUAUGGGACUCUCUCAGAUUUGCUCUCUGUGGCCAGCAACAAGCUUGGCAUAAAAGCCACCAGCGUUUACAACGGCAAAGGGGGGCUCAUCGAUGAUAUUGCUUUGAUUAGGGAUGAUGAUGUUUUGUUUGUCUGUGAAGGGGAGCCCUUCAUUGAUCCUCAGACUGAUGGGAGAGCUCAGGAGGAGCUGACAGGGUCCCACACGGACUGGCUGACUCUCAAUGUGGGAGGCAGAUAUUUCACCACCACCCGGAGCACUUUGGUUAACAAAGAACCUGACAGUAUGUUGGCACACAUGUUCAAAGACAAAGAUGCUUGGGGGAAUAAACAAGAUCCUAGAGGAGCUUUCCUCAUUGACCGCAGUCCUGAGUAUUUUGAGCCCAUUUUGAACUAUUUGCGUCACGGACAGCUCAUUGUAAAUGAUGGCAUUAAUUUGCUAGGGGUUUUGGAAGAAGCCAGGUUUUUUGGGAUCGACUCCCUCAUUGAACACCUGGAAAUUGCUAUUAAGAAUUCCCAGCCAGCUGAGGAUCACUCUCCCAUCUCUCGGAAGGAAUUUGUCCGAUUCCUGCUGGCCACGCCCACCAAGUCGGAGCUGCGCUGUCAGGGUCUGAAUUUUAGUGGAGCCGACCUUUCCCGCCUGGAUCUUCGUUACAUCAACUUCAAGAUGGCAAAUCUGAGCCGCUGCAACCUGGCCCAUGCCAACCUGUGCUGUGCCAACCUGGAGAGAGCUGACCUGUCUGGAUCCGUGCUGGAUUGUGCCAACCUGCAGGGGGUGAAGAUGUUGUGUUCCAAUGCAGAGGGAGCAUCCCUGAAAGGCUGCAACUUCGAAGAUCCAUCAGGCCUUAAAGCUAAUUUGGAAGGUGCCAACCUGAAGGGUGUGGACAUGGAGGGCAGUCAGAUGACCGGGAUUAACCUGCGAGUGGCCACGCUGAAAAAUGCCAAACUAAAAAACUGCAACCUCAGAGGAGCCACGCUGGCAGGGACUGACCUGGAGAAUUGUGAUCUGUCAGGCUGUGACCUACAAGAAGCAAAUUUGAGAGGCUCUAACGUGAAAGGAGCAAUCUUUGAGGAGAUGCUGACACCCCUGCACAUGUCCCAGAGUGUCAGAUAGGGGCCAGAACACGCUGAAGAGGAAGGAAUCCAAACAUUCAUCGUGACUUUCUUCACCUCCUCCCCUUGCUGAGUUCAAGUCAUGGUUAUUAGCCACCUUCCAUUUGCAGUAGUGCCUAGGUAAACUCUUUUUGAUCACUUUUUGGGGAGGGAAUUUUUGUUUUCCGAGGUACCAACAGAGAGUUUGUACCUCUGUGAGCAGAGUGAGGAAUUGGGCUGGUGCUGAAACCAGACAGUGUGGCAGGUAUGGGGGGGGAAAGGGUUCAAUGGUUUCAUUAUUUAGCAUUGCCUCACUUUGGAAUGCAUUUUAAUUUAUCAAGCACAAUAUAUGCAAUUCUAUUUAUUAAAUCUGUAGCUGCAAUAUGAAUAGAAAACGUUACUCCUGUACAGUAGCAACCAAGUUGAGGUUUACAGGUGUUUAUUUCCAGUCUGUGUCCAUGCCAGGGGUGGCUCAGUGUCCCCAGGGGGUGCUCAGGUCUCUGCUGGGGUGGAAGCUGAUGGGAACAUCCCUUCUCAGAAAUUGGAUGUAUUUAAUUAAUCCUCUCCAAAUGAGCGUGGAGGUGCACUGUCAAUCACAGCUGCUGAGACAAAUCCUGCUCUCACAUGUCCUGACCACUCCAGGCUGGAGUUCCUGCAGAGUUUUCACCCUCGGUGGUGAAUUCAAUGCAGAGAGGAAAGUGCAGAGCUGUCACCAAAGCAGAGAGAGGCAGAGGGGCCCCAGCUCGAGCUCCACCCUCCCCUCCUGACCUCAACAGGUGAAUAUUUCCCUGUUCCCCCUCCAUGUACUAUGCAAGGACUCCCUGAGAGCUCCCUGGCUGUCAUCCUUUUCCCAGCUGGAUCUCCCUGUUCUCUUUGGGCACUUUGGAGGUGGCUGGAUCUUACCUGGGGCCAGGUGCCCUCCAUGCCCUCCCACACCUGCUGGGCCUGUGCUGAGAGCAGCUGGAGCUGCCUGUGUGGGGGAACUGUGCAGGGCAGAGGCCUCAGCACCCCUGGAUGUGGAUCAGGAGCUGCUUCCCUGUAGGAUCCACAGAGUUCUCAGCUCACACCAACCUUUAUUUUACACACAAUCAAAAAGCACAUGAAGAAACUAUACCAAAA
Molecule: messenger RNA, 2281 nt
Organism: Sturnus vulgaris (Common starling)
Lineage: Eukaryota; Metazoa; Chordata; Aves; Passeriformes; Sturnidae
Gene: KCTD9
Product: potassium channel tetramerization domain containing 9
Biological process (GO): intracellular signal transduction; protein homooligomerization
Molecular function (GO): protein binding
Source: RefSeq, a predicted model, not a curated record